GCUUUCCCGGCAGGACCCGCCCCUUGGGCCAGUCGAGUCUUGCUUGGCGCUCGAGUCGUAACCUUUGCGAGCAGCCGGAGCCUGAGCGGACGCGAACGCAGAUUUCAGAAUGGCUUCCAUCUUGACUUACACUUUUAAAAAUCUUCCCAGUACAUCAAAAUGGGCCCUCGGACUUUAUGUAAGACCCCUGAGCUGUUCCUCCCAGCUACGAGCUGCCCCAGCUGCCCAGACCAAAUCGAAGAAAACCUUAACCAAAACCAAUAUAAGAAAUGUGGUGGUGGUGGAUGGUGUUCGCAUUCCAUUUUUGCUGUCAGGCACUUCAUAUAAAGACCUGAUGCCACAUGAUUUGGCUAGAGCAGCACUUUCGGGUUUGUUGCAUCGGACCAAUGUCCCAAAGGAUAUUGUUGAUUAUAUCAUCUUUGGUACAGUUAUACAGGAAGUGAAAACCAGCAAUGUGGCUAGAGAGGCUGCCCUUGGAGCUGGCUUCUCUGACAAGACUCCUGCUCACACUGUCACCAUGGCUUGCAUCUCUUCCAACCAAGCCAUGACCACAGGUUUUGGCUUGAUUGCUUCCGGCCAGUCUGAUGUCAUCGUGGCAGGUGGCGUAGAGUUAAUGUCCGACAUCCCUAUUCGUCAUUCAAGGAAAAUGAGAAAAAUGAUGCUUGAUCUCAAUAAGGCCAAGACUCUGGGUCAGCGACUAUCUUUGAUCUCUAAAUUCAGACUGAAUUUCCUAGCACCCGAGCUCCCUGCGGUGGCUGAGUUCUCCACCAAUGAGACCAUGGGCCACUCUGCAGACCGACUGGCUGCUGCCUUUGCUGUUUCUCGCCUGGAACAGGAUGAGUAUGCGCUGCGCUCACACAGCCUGGCCAAGAAGGCACAGGAUGAAGGACUCCUUUCGGAUGUUGUACCCUUCAAAGUGCCAGGAAGAGAUACAGUUACCAAAGAUAACGGCAUUCGUCCUUCCUCCCUGGAUCAGAUGGGCAAACUCAAACCCGCGUUUGUCAAGCCCUAUGGCACAGUAACAGCUGCAAAUUCUUCUUUCCUGACUGAUGGUGCAUCUGCGAUGCUGAUUAUGGCAGAGGAAAAAGCUUUGGCCUUGGGUUACAAGCCCAAGGCAUAUCUGAGGGAUUUUGUGUACGUGUCUCAAGAUCCAAAAGACCAACUUUUACUCGGACCGUCAUACGCUACUCCAAAAGUUCUAGAAAAGGCAGGAUUAACAAUGAAUGAUAUUGAUGCUUUUGAAUUUCAUGAAGCUUUCUCAGGUCAGAUUUUGGCUAAUUUUAAAGCCAUGGACUCUGACUGGUUUGCACAAAACUACAUGGGUAGGAAAAGCAAGGUUGGAAUGCCUCCUUUGGAGAAGUUUAACACCUGGGGUGGAUCGCUGUCCCUGGGUCAUCCGUUUGGAGCCACUGGCUGCCGGUUGGUCAUGGCAGCUGCCAACAGAUUACGGAAGGAAGGAGGCCAGUAUGGUUUAGUGGCUGCCUGUGCAGCUGGAGGGCAGGGCCAUGCUAUGAUAGUGGAAGCUUAUCCAAAAUAAUGGAUCAAGAAGAGGUGACCUGGAGUUUCAGUGCAGCAUUCACCUAGCAAUGCCAUUUCAAUGCAUUACUAAAUGACAUCUGUAGUUCCUAGCUUUUCUUAGGAAAACAAAAUCUGUGGCCUUCUGUUAAGUGCUUUACAAUUAAGCCUUGUCAGUGCUCUGAGCUUUCCAGUAAUCACAGUUUACUGCUCCUUCAGGGAUUCCUCAGUCGCCAGAAUCUCACAGUGAUGAUACAUUUAAGCAUUUGUUUUUGGUCUCUAUUCAUUAAAAGACUAAACAAGUGGUUGCAGUUUGGGAAAGAGGUUAGCUGCGAUUUGGAAUCUUCUUUGUAACAUUUGCAAAUUAUACUCAUUCCUAUUUGUAACCUAAAUAAGUGUUUUCUAUAAAAUAUGAGUCAAUGUGCCUAAAUUAACUUAAUUAUGGAAAGAUAAUUCAGAACCUAAAUGUCACUGAAACUUACAGUAAAUGUUUAGAUACAUAAAUACCAUUUGGUUAACCUUAAUAAAGUGGAGACAUAUUGGAGAA
This is a messenger RNA of Hipposideros armiger (great roundleaf bat), 2062 nucleotides long. It is a transcript of the gene HADHB, whose product is annotated as hydroxyacyl-CoA dehydrogenase trifunctional multienzyme complex subunit beta. Lineage: Eukaryota; Metazoa; Chordata; Mammalia; Chiroptera; Hipposideridae. The transcript has 16 exons. Gene Ontology annotation, cellular component: mitochondrion. Gene Ontology annotation, biological process: fatty acid beta-oxidation. The record is from RefSeq and is a predicted model, not a curated record. Bases 110 to 1537 code for a protein of 475 amino acids. Gene Ontology annotation, molecular function: acyltransferase activity, transferring groups other than amino-acyl groups.